AUGCCAUCCCUGACUGACGAAAGCCUGCUAACCCUGGCCGUGGGCAGAGCUCAGGAAGCGGUCACGUGGAUAGAGAGGCCGAUGAGGUGGAGUCAGCAACAGAAUCGUCACAGAGCGGGAGUGGGGUCGGAAGAGCUCUGGAAGCAGGAAGCGAUUCACAGGUUACGUCAAAGGUCAACACAGCCGUCUGCUGAGAAGAACGGAGCACCUAGAGCGAUUCACAGGUUACGUCAAAGGUCAACACAGCCGUCUGCUGAGAAGAACGGAGCAGCUAGCUGGAUGCAAGACUCAGUCAUUUACAGAAUUCCAGUCAUCAACAUUCCACAGGAGUCACCAUUUACUAUUUUGCCUCCUGCUCUGAGAAGAACUGCAAAGAAGUUGCAAAAAUGUCUACACGGACAGAGCCCAGAUAACAUGCUUAACCCUGGCUGGAUCCCCAACAGCAGAGGGACGUGUGUGCCUCAGGAAAACGGGCACAGAAUGUGCCUGUGA
Molecule: messenger RNA, 492 nt
Organism: Rangifer tarandus platyrhynchus (Svalbard reindeer)
Lineage: Eukaryota; Metazoa; Chordata; Mammalia; Artiodactyla; Cervidae
Source: the annotation of a GenBank genome assembly